Messenger RNA from Cryptomeria japonica (Japanese cedar), 1039 nucleotides. RefSeq names its product cytochrome b5. The record is from RefSeq and is a predicted model, not a curated record. Gene Ontology annotation, molecular function: heme binding. Gene Ontology annotation, cellular component: intracellular membrane-bounded organelle; membrane. Lineage: Eukaryota; Viridiplantae; Streptophyta; Pinopsida; Cupressales; Cupressaceae. The coding region runs from base 342 to 746 and encodes 134 amino acids. The transcript has 3 exons.
CCCACACAUUGCUAUCAAAUUUGGUCGCCGGACGGUAUAUUCAUUUCAUUCUUGGAUAGGGAGUAGCCAACGCGUGCCGACCCAAUUCAUUAUUUGUCGAUUUUUUGUGUUGCGACUGAAUUUGUAGGUGAGCAUGCUAAAAACCUUGGUGGGUCAGUUCAAAGCCCACUGUAAAAACCCACUGUUUUCUGGAGAAUCUUGAAUGUCUUUGGAAGGCCCAAGCUCGUGGGGUUAACGCAUGUGUUAUUUUUAGCAUUGGGUUGUGCUGGGAUUCAUCUGUACUGAUUGAGUUUUUUUGUUUUUUGGGGUUCUGUAAAAGACACAACAGGUCAACGUGCUCUAUGGCUUCCAAAUCCAAAAUUUUUACACUUUCGGAGGUUUCUGAGCACAACAGCAGUAAAGAUUGCUGGCUUCUUAUUGACGGAAAGGUAUAUGAUGUAACUAGCUUUAUGGAAGAGCAUCCUGGGGGAGAUGAAGUAUUAUUAUCAGCAACUGGCAAAGAUGCAACCGAUGACUUUGAAGAUGUAGGACACAGUAACACUGCAAGAGAGAUGAUGGAACAGUACUAUGUUGGAGAAAUAGAUGUUUCAACAAUUCCAUCAAAGCCAAAGUACACUCCAGCUAAGCAACCACAUUACGAUCAGGACAAGACCUCUGAAUAUAUUAUUAAAGUUUUACAGUUUCUGGUUCCCUUGGCAAUUCUUGGAUUGGCUGUCGUUGUUCGCUUCUACACCAAGACAAGCUGAGUAUGCUGGUUCUUUGUGGAAUUUGGAUUUGAAAUUUUUUCUUUGUAAGCAUGUCAUUUGUUUGGUCUUGUUUAGUGGCUUCCCAGGAAAGCCUAGAAACAGUAUUAGGCCAUAAAAGUUAAGUUGGCAAAAAGGGGCAGUGAAGUGAAAUAAGAAAGUCAGAUGCAGGUAACAAGUUUUAGAAUAAUAGGCGAGUUCAGGGUCAAGAGUUUUGCAAAUUUAAACAAUUAUCCAAUUCAGUGUGGCUUCACUGCUGGGAAAUCCAUUACUAAUGUGUAUUAAUCUUUUGAUUA